Messenger RNA from Gordionus sp. m RMFG-2023, 4206 nucleotides. RefSeq names its product unconventional myosin-Ih-like. NCBI's taxonomy places the organism in Eukaryota, Metazoa, Nematomorpha, Gordioida, Chordodea, Parachordodidae. Gene Ontology annotation, molecular function: actin filament binding; ATP binding; microfilament motor activity. Bases 1 to 4206 code for a protein of 1401 amino acids. The record is from RefSeq and is a predicted model, not a curated record. Gene Ontology annotation, cellular component: vesicle; microvillus; actin cytoskeleton. The transcript has 29 exons. Gene Ontology annotation, biological process: vesicle transport along actin filament; actin filament organization.
AUGUCAUAUGAAGAAGUCGGAGUUGAUAAUUUAAUACUACUGGAAACUGUUACUCCUAAAGAAAUAGUAAAUAAUUUGCGACUACGUUUUGAAAAAGACAUUAUAUAUACUUAUAUUGGUGCAGUUCUAGUUUCAAUGAACCCAUAUAAAAAUAUUGGAGUAUAUUCUGAACAAGUUGUAAAUAAUUACCGGACUAUGAACUUGGCUGAACUGCCGCCGCAUAUAUUCGCUUUAUCCGAUAAUGCCUACAAAGCUCUUAUUAAUAAUAAUGUAAAUCAAAGUGUUUUGAUAUCUGGUGAAUCGGGUGCCGGAAAAACUGAAGCUUUAAAAAGAAUUAUCCUUUAUAUAUCCAAAGCUAGUCAUCAAUCAACUGAAGUGGAGAGAGUUUGUUAUCAACUUAAAGAAAGUGUACCAUUUUUAGAAGCUUUUGGAAAUGCCAAAACUAUUAGAAAUGAUAACUCAAGCAGAUUUGGGAAAUACAUGGAUAUCGAAAUAAAUUUUAGAGGUGCGAUAGUUGGGGCAAAAGUUAUAAAUUAUCUCUUAGAAAAGGCCAGAGUGAUAAAACAAGCUAAAGCGGAGAGAAAUUUUCAUAUAUUUUAUCAGCUUUUAGCGGGUGAUGCAGAACUUUUACAAAAAUUAUAUCUUAAUAAGCCCAAAGAUCAGUAUUGUCUAAUAAACCAGGGAGCUUGCAUGAAAGUCGAUAAAAUAGAUGAUAAAGAAGAUUUUGAUCAAAAUGUUAAAGCAAUGGAAGUUAAAAAAUUUUAUAACAAAUCUCAAGCUAUAAACUCAAGAGAUUCGUUAAUAAAGGCAAUGUAUGAAAGAUGUUUCAAUUGGCUAGUCAAAAGAAUAAACGUAACUCUUUCAGGAGUUGAAAUUAAAGCCCCGACAAAAAUCGGUCUUUUAGACAUUUAUGGAUUUGAAAUCUUUGAAAAAAAUGGAUUCGAACAAUUCUGUAUAAAUUUUUGCAAUGAGCAUCUACAUCAAUUAUUUAUACAAAGAACAUUAAAAAUGGAACAAGAAGAGUAUUUGAAAGAAGGUAUAGCGUGGGAAAAAGUGGACUUUUUUGACAAUAGGCCUAUAUUGGAUUUAAUCGAAGAAAAUAAAAAAGGCAUCAUAUACGUUUUAGACGAAGAGUGUGUAAUGCCUGGAGAAAGAACCGAUAUGACAUUUUUACAUAGCCUUGAGAGUAGACAAGGUGCGAACCAAUUUUUUGCAACUUAUACCUCCUGUACAGAUGCGGCGCUAAAAAAGACAUUAAAUAAAGAUACAUUCCUAAUCAAGCAUUAUGCUGGACAUGUGAAAUAUAGCGUUGACAAUUUUCUAGAAAAAAAUAAAGAUUCCAUUGUCAAAGAUCUUAAAAUUUUUAUGAAUUCUAAUGAGAAUAUUAUACUUAAAAAUUUUUAUACUCAAGAAGAAAUUGACGAAGCAAAGAGACCUCCAUCUGCAGGAAUGCAAUUCAAAUCUAGUUUAUCGAGAUUGGUAGCUGUUUUGAUGCAAGAGGAGUUAUACUAUAUAAGAUGCUUGAAACCGAAUGAAGAUAAGAAAGCUGGUUAUUUCAAUGAGAUAAAUGUAGAGCAUCAAGUUAUGUAUUUAGGGUUAAUGGAAAAUAUUAGAGUAUGUCGCUCUGGAUAUGCUUAUCGAAAGCAAUAUGAGCUAUUUUUAAAAAGAUACUAUCCAUUAUCGAAAACAUCUUGGCCGACAUAUAGUGGAGACGUUAAAGAAAAUGUUUUGAAUAUUCUAAAAUCUGUUUCAAAUUUUGAAGAAACAAAACAUUAUGGAGUUGGUAAAACAAAGAUAUUUAUAAGAAAUGCCAAAGAUGUAAUGCUAAUUGAGCAAUGCUAUCAAAAAAGGAGAAGUUUGCUGGUGGCUGACAUCCAAGCUGUUUUUAAAGCUCACCGACAAAAAAAAAUUUAUCAUAAAAUUAGGGGAGCAAUUAUUGUUGUGCAAAAGCAUAUAAGAAGAUAUUUGGCUAAAAAGAAGCGAAGAAGAUUGAAAUGGGCAAACCUUGUUAUAAAGGGAUUUGUGAUAGGGUAUCGUCAUUAUAAAAAAGCUAUAACUUCACCUGAAUCUGCAAAAUUUUUUAAGUUUCAAAGAUAUGCAUUUUUAUCCAGAAUAGCCAAAAGCUGCCCUAUAAAUGUAUUGCACAAAAAAUGGCCCACAAUCCCUGCAAUUUUUAACAAGUCGUUAGCAAUAUUAAAAAACGCUUGUUAUCGAAAUUUGGUCAAAAAAUAUAUGAAUAGUAUAAAACCUGGAGACCCUAAAGACUUGUAUCUCCAAAAAUUAACAAUGGAAAAAUUGGCCAGAGAAAAGGAAAUUCAAGAAAAAGAAGAGGCUGAAAGAAUCAGGAGAGAGAAAUUAGGUCUACCCCCCGAAAGAAAAAGUAGAAAAAGUAGAAAAAGCCUCUUCGGAGAAGAUAUUGUGAUGCCCGUAGAUGAAGAUGAAUUUGAGGAAUGUGAAGUGUGGGAGGAAGGAGAAGAAUAUUUUGUGGAUCAAUAUGGAAAUGAAAUACAUAUACCGCCUGAAAUAGAAUCUCAAAGUCUCACAAUUCCUAAUGUGACUAAGAAAAAAAGAAGAAAGAAGAUAAAAGGGGGUACAAAUAUACCAGGAAAGUUGGCUUGGCAAUACGUUUUGCAAGCUAUGAUUUCAACAUAUGAGGGAAUUGAGUUUGAUGAAGAUAAACUUAUGAUUGAAGAUGAAGAGUUAAAACAAUGGGUUCAAAAAAGAUGCAGAGAAAUCAAAGCGAAGGGAAAUAAAUAUAUAAAUAAGAUAAAAGAUCUUCUGGAUAUUGCAAUGUUAUCGGAAGAAGAACGUAACCCUCCUAUUACAAUACAAACUUUUCAACACAUAUUUACAAUGGAAUUUAAGCAAAAGGCACUCUCCGAUAAUACAGAUAAAUAUGAUGAUCCAAAUCAAUAUCAUGAAUUGAAAGAUAAUAUUAAUUAUAAUAGGCGCAUUUCUGAAUAUUCAGUUCGAAUAAACAAAGAUCAUGACCCAAGAACAGGCAUAAUAAAUAACCCAUCAAUUAAUAUUCAAGCAUAUCCUAUAUUACUUAGUGAAUUCCAUUUUAAACCUAAUAAGGAAAUAGUUUACAUAGAUGUUAUGAAUAAUUAUCAUUAUAAUCUUUUAACAAAACAAAAAAUGUAUAAAGGAUUGGAAUUAGAUUUAAUAAGUCGCAGUUUAAUUUUAUUAUUAACUCAAUAUCCUUAUGCUAAUAGAAGAUAUAUAAAAUGGCGAAAUGAACUUGAAUAUCAUCAAUUGGAUAAGCAUAACACUGAAAAUUCACAUCAUAAUAAAUUCAAUGAAGAAUCAAAAUUGGGUUCAUUAUAUUUUUUGGAAAAAAAGAAAAAUGAAUAUGACGAAAUAGAUGAAAACUCGAAUGAUAGUAUACUCCAUAAACCCCAAUCUCAAAAAUCCCCUUUUACUAUUGUUGGUCUCAAAGAAAGCAAUUCCACGAACGUUGGUAGAUAUUGCGAAGGAUAUUCAUCAGAAGAAACUAUUGCUUUAUCUUUAACUAAAAGUAUGAGCAUAGUAUCACAGGAAAAUAUACAUUCCAAUGAAAGACUAUAUUUAAAUUUUGGAGAUAAUGAAUCUUUAAUCCCUCUAAAAUAUUUUAAAGAAUCUUUCAAUGGUUACUUAUUGGCUCUUGAUACGGAUUCAAAAUCUAGGGAAAAUAUACUGAGAAAAAGUAUUUCAAGAUCAAAAUCUUUUGCCUGUAAUUUGAAUGAAAUUUCAACCAUUAAUAGUUCUCAUGAACAUGAAACCAUUUGGCCCCCAAAACAGAACUCAGAUUUAUCUUCCUAUAUGAGUAUGACAGAUACAAGUUCUUCUCGAAUUUCGAAUAAUACUCAAAUUUCUCAAAAUUCUUUUGAUUUUAAGGAUCAAGUUUCUUUUCAAGAUUUAAACAUUAAUAAAAAUUAUACAAGAUGUAGUUCAAAUUUUGAAAAUGUUAAUAAACAGAAUUUCAAAGAUUGCAGUUAUCAAAAAUAUAAUGAUUUCACUCAAAAGGAUUAUAUAACAUCAGAUGACUCACAAAAUUUAUCUGCUAGUAAAGGAAUAUCAAGAAAAGCAAAUAUUACAUCAAAUACUAUAAGUACAAAUGAAUCUUAUAAAAAUGGGGAAAAAGAUGAAUGGGAUUUUAUAACUAAAACGAUAACAUCACGAAGAAAGUACAUAAAAAAAUCUACGACUAGCGAGAGUUUUUAUUAA